Messenger RNA from Penicillium expansum, 699 nucleotides. RefSeq lists its product as uncharacterized. Gene Ontology annotation, biological process: lipid metabolic process. Bases 1 to 699 code for a protein of 232 amino acids. The transcript has 2 exons. NCBI's taxonomy places the organism in Eukaryota, Fungi, Ascomycota, Eurotiomycetes, Eurotiales, Aspergillaceae. The record is from RefSeq and is a predicted model, not a curated record. Gene Ontology annotation, molecular function: phosphoric diester hydrolase activity.
AUGGGAAUCCGGUACCUGCAAGUGCAAACACAUCACUCGCUCCUUGAUAGAGACGUCAUAGAGCUGUGCCAUACAUCAUGCUUGCUUGAAGAUGCUGGACCUCUCAAAUCGUACUUGUCGACUGUCAAAAGUUGGCUGGAUGCAAACCCGAACGAAGUCGUCAGUAUUCUCUUGACAAACGGAGACUCGGUAGCCAUUACCGAGUUUGGAGACACAUUCUCCGGCAGCGGGAUUACCGACUAUGUCUACGUCCCUCCCAAAAAUCCCCUAUCAAUUGCAGAUUGGCCCACAUUGGGUGAUAUGAUCUCUAGCGGAAAGAGAUUGGUCGUAUUCCUAGACUAUGGUGCCGACACGACAAAAGUGAACUUCAUCCAAGACGAGUUUGCCUACUACUUCGAGACAGCCUAUGAUGUGACAGACUCCUCUUUCUCAAACUGCAGUAUUGACCGGCCCUCUGGCGCCGCCGCUACAGGCCGUAUGGGAAUUGUCAAUCACUUCCUUGACAUCGAUGUUUUCGGCGUAAAGAUUCCAGCUCGCCAUAAGGUAGGUACGACUAAUUCUGCUACGGGACCUGGCAGUAUUGGUGCCCAGGCGGCGCUAUGCGCGGGGCUAUAUGGGCGUGCGCCAAAUGUGGUACUGGCGGACUUUGUAGAUAAAGGGGAUGUUAUUACGGCGCAGAAGAGUCUGAAUGGGUUCUAG